AAGUCUACGACGAGUUGAUUCUCGCAUUGUGGUUUGAUUUAUAACGUUUUAAUGUUAGUGUUAAGUAUAUCGUAAUACAUUUUAGUGUACCGUAAAUAAAUACUGAAGUGAUACAAGAAUAUCAGGAUUUGUUUGUGUCAUUAAAACUAUUUGUACCUAGCAUAUAACUUUUCUGCAUCGAGUCCAGUUCUUUUAACCGCCAUUUUGUUGAGCUAUCGAGUGUUUAUGGAGAACGGCGAAGAUUCAGGAGAAAAUUCAAGUGAAGAUAUAAUGCUUAAAGCAUAGCCUGAAUGGAGCUGUACAGCAUGCCUCAGCUUGACAAGUCAGCUGCAUAUCCUGAGCAUGUCCAGUAUGAGGAGCCCCUGGGUCGUUCUCCAGUCAAUAAGUUCGGACCGGUGUCUGGGCCAGGGGACAUCCUGGCCAGCUCGGCCUGGAGUGCCAUCAUCCACCAUCCGGCGGAGGAUUCCGAACCAGAUGAGCUCCCCUCCACUGUUGACAUGGAUGCCAUCAAGGAACCCCUGACACCAAUGCCGGCGCCAGUGAUGACACCCAAGCCUGAGCCACCGCAGCCCAGCGCAGAGUCCAGCUCGGGGUCAGAUUCUGAGGCCGACUCCAGCUCUGACAGUGGCGGCGAGUCCAACACCGACAGCGAGGAGGGCAGUGGCAGUGGGAGCUCAUGCUGGUCUGAAAGUGGCUCGGAGUGCGGCAGUGAGCGCAAGGAGGCUCCACACACGUCUGUGCGCAGCUCCUGUAGCUCUCGUUCCAGUGGUAGCCAACGCAGUGACUCUGACCACUCCACACACCACAACAAGCACUUCUCCAUCCGCGAGACCAACUUUGACCAGGGUGGACUAAAACUGAAGAUCUCAGCUUUGAAGAUACCUAAAAAGCCAGUGGUGAGGGAAGAGUCAUCUAGCAGCUCCAGUAGUGACGAACGAGACAACUCUUCAUCAGACGAGGAAGCAGACAAGUCCUCGGAUGCAAGCCAGGGCCGGCGGACACCUGUACAGAGAAAACACUAUGAGCCUGAGGCUCCCAAACCACCUAGGGAGGCAGAACCAGCUGUUAAGAUCGCCAUGGAGAGUCCGUCAAAGGAUGAAGAUGACAAGAGGAGGCGGGUGGCUGUUGAAGAGAAAAAAGAACCGGUGAAAACAUCUACAGCUGUUUCUGAAGAGAAAGUUGUGAAACCGUCAAGUGGGAAUGGUAAACUAGUCAAAGAAGAAAGUCGAAGUUCUGGAACUUCACUUCGCGGUUCGGCUCGGUUAGCGAAUUUGAAGUCUGAAGUUAAAUUUACGAGGUCACCAACAAAAGUUAACAGCAGGACUAGUGAGCCGAAUAAAAUUGCACGUGUGUCUAAAACAGUAUCGCCUACGAAGAGUGUAGAAAAAUCUUCCUCGCCACCAACUACCGUGACCAGACAGAGGAACUUCAGGAAAAAGGCGAAACCUGCUUCAGAACAGCAGAAGACUCCACCUAAGGUGAUCAAUGGAGCCCGCAGCGGAGCGGUGGAUAGCUGUGACUCUGAUGAUGAAGAGGAUGAGGAGACAGAUGGGCGUGAGGGGGAGGGGGAGGGUGGGGAUGACAUCACACAGCUGGCCCAGCAACUGGGCGAGCCUGAGGCCAACAUACCCAUCUCUGAGCAGCUUCAGGUGAUCAACCAGGAGGACUUGGCAGCGAUACUUCCCGAUGUGGUGGGCGGGGCUCCGUUGUUCGACGGGUUCGAGGAUGUGAGCAGUGGUGAGGGACGAGGUGCAGCAGGAGGGAAGGGAGGGGCGGCACCUCGUCCUGGAGUGGGGACUGGGCAGGAGAGCAGCUCGGACAUGGAACUACUACCCGAGCAAGAGCAGAUUGUGAGUGAGGCCAUCAAACGGAUAGACCUGGACUCGGAGGGUCCAGGAGACGAGGAGGAGGCGAGGCACCAGAGCAGUGCAUCAGGCGAUGAUGAUGAACAUGACGAGGUCGGGUACUCUUCAACUCUGCUGGAACAGUUUGUGGAGAAGACAGAGCAGUUAUCCAAGUCUAAGUGCCCCAAGGUGACGCCCUCCCCCAGUCGAGAGGUGGCGGCCACUGUGCCUGCACUGCGGAGACGGCGGGGCAGGCCUCCCAAGAACUCUAAGGCACCUCAAAACAACACAACCUCCAAUGAUCCACAGAACAGAUUGGUGAUGCCCGAGUUGGAUUACAUGCGGCUGGACUGCUCUGUGUCCAAUGUUUCCCCAGACAGUGGGAUCCAGUCAGUAGCCGGCUCCCCCUCUCACCAGUGCUCCCCCGCCUGGCACCCUCCCGCCCACUCACCUGCCCCACCACCUAAACAACACACAGAGAAAAUCUCAAAGCUUUAUGCAACGACAGCAGACCUGCUGGGUGAGAUUGGUGGAAAGCGAGGGCCUGGUAGGCCGAAGGGAUCAGGCAGGAGAAAGAGGAGGAAACUGAUCAACCCAGAGAUGCUACUGAACAAGGAAGAACUGAGGCACGCAAGAGAUGUGCUUAAAAGUGCCACCCUUCUAUAG
This is a messenger RNA of Homalodisca vitripennis (glassy-winged sharpshooter), 2510 nucleotides long. Its product is annotated as nucleolar and coiled-body phosphoprotein 1-like. The transcript has 11 exons. The record is from RefSeq and is a predicted model, not a curated record. The coding region runs from base 291 to 2510 and encodes 739 amino acids. NCBI's taxonomy places the organism in Eukaryota, Metazoa, Arthropoda, Insecta, Hemiptera, Cicadellidae.